Messenger RNA from Eruca vesicaria subsp. sativa (arugula), 918 nucleotides. The record is from the annotation of a GenBank genome assembly. NCBI's taxonomy places the organism in Eukaryota, Viridiplantae, Streptophyta, Magnoliopsida, Brassicales, Brassicaceae.
UUGUGUCUUCCACAAUCGGACCCACCUUUAGGAAUCUUGAAAUAUUUUGUAUAAGAAUCUCAGCUUCAUCGAUCAGAGGAAGAAAGAAACAGACCAUAGAAAGAAAGAGCGAGAGAUAGUAGUAAUCUUGGAGAUGAAGAGAGACCUUAGAGUGGAGGACGAGAACAUGUGUACGUCGUUGUUGACUGCAUUCGUUGUUCUCUCAAUGGCUUGUCUAAAACAUUUCUCUUCUGUUUCCUAUUUGAUCGAGCAAUGGCGUUGUUUGGUCUUUCUUAUUCUCAACGUCCUCCUCUUAGCCCUUUACUUCACAUCGACUCGUCCUGUUUCCGGCGAGACUCAUCACGAUUUCAAGACUGGUCGAGGAGGUACGUUGAGGAUGAUGCGAGGGAAGAAGAAUAAGAAGACAAGGGUAGUGGAGGAACCAGCUUGUUCCGUUUUCCUAGAACCAAAGGAAGUGAUCAAGAACUGUGUUGUGGAGGAGACGAAAAGGGUUUGUCCUGAAUUCGAGGAAACAGUGAAAGAUUGCUUGCUUCACAAGGAUCUAGUAGACUCUUAUGAAAAAGAAGAUGAAUUUGAGCCAGGGAGGUUAUCGAACGAGGAGCUGAACGAGAGAGUUGAGGCCUUCAUCACAACGUUCAGACAACAUUUGGUGCUGGAUGCACGAAGAAGUAGAGACAGAGAAACUAACCAGAAGAUGAGAUCAAAAGACUCCAACAUUAGCUUUUUAGGUCGGGAGGUCACUUGUUCUGUUUAAGAGUUCCUCUACAAUUUUUUUUUUUGUAAUGUCAUAAGAACACAAAGACUAUAUUAAAAAAUGUAGCUUCAGUAUCUUGAUAGCAUUUUCUUCUUUCGAAUUAAGGUCAUUUCCAGUUGAGCUGGCGAGAUCUCUGGUUUAGAGACUCUUUUUAUUAUUCCAUC